Molecule: messenger RNA, 1626 nt
Organism: Mya arenaria
Lineage: Eukaryota; Metazoa; Mollusca; Bivalvia; Myida; Myidae
Product: RNA-binding protein 41-like
Exons: 7
Coding region: 42-1493 (483 amino acids)
Biological process (GO): mRNA splicing, via spliceosome
Cellular component (GO): U12-type spliceosomal complex
Molecular function (GO): pre-mRNA intronic binding; U12 snRNA binding
Source: RefSeq, a predicted model, not a curated record
AUUGGUUUAUCCUUUAUGAAAUAGUCCACAUAACAGCAGAAAUGCCAGGGGGAUCUAUAAAUGGGAGGCCUUUAAGAGAAAGUCGUGAUAGUUAUUCAAAAACAGGAAUACCUUGUGGGAAUCCGAAACGUUUCCACAGCCAGGAUGUUGUGCGGAUGGAGGCAGGGAUGCGGUCCCGAUCGCAACCCAUUGACGGCCCCCUGGAAGAGAUUGAAACCGAGGGUCAGAGACAAUUGAAGGCCCUGCUCCAUAAACAACUGGAUACUGAUGUAUCAAUACCACAGCAGCUGAGCAGAAAGCGUGAGUUUUCCCACGGGGCGGAGUUUACUCCAGUCACAGAGGAGCUUGUGGGGGUUCGGAGCCUCUCUGAGGUCCGCAGUUUGGGUGAUGUAGAUUCUUACAUUGAGGAGAUGAAGGGCUAUGGCCUCACACAUGAGGAAAUAUUGUACAAGCUGAGAGCAGAUGAUGGAGGGAAGGAGCAGAAGAAAAGUCGCCUAAGCAACCCUGAGUACCAUGGAGCUCGUCUCAAAGAAAUCGAUGAGAAAAUAUCCAAGAAAAAACAGCUUCUAGACCAGGCCGAUACAUUUGCAAGUGUGAAACCAAUAUCAAGACAUGAAAUGGACCUUGAAAAGGCGAUAUCAGGUGGAAAUGCACAAAACAAAUUCCUGCACACUGCCCUGGUGACUCAAAGGCAGACAUGUACAUCCACUAGUAACACCGUCAUGGAUGAUAUACCAGAAAUACUGGAGAGUAUUUCAUCUAAGCCUGUUUACAGGCAUCUCAGGAAAAACAAAACUAACAGACAUGCAUAUAAGGCAGAUUGCACAUUGGAAUGUUGCAGACCCGUUCAAAGCACCUGUGAGAAAUGUGAAAAGAUCCGAAAUGAAAAUUGUGUUUUUGGUGAUAGUUCCCAUGAACGAGAUGUUGGUAUCUGUUCUCAUAUGCAAGCAUUCGCAACCUGCAUGGAAAAACCUGACAGUUAUGUUUCGGUCCCAGAACCCUUAGAAACUGAGAAACCAAAGGUGAAAGUUCAUACAAAAUCUAGCAGCUAUGUUGUUAAAUUCAACACUUCUGAUGCAUGUAAGCUCUCACAGUCUGGUAGUGAUUCUAAUACAAAGCGUGAGGAUACUUUUAGGGAAAUUGAGCAGGUGGAGCAAGUUCCUGAACAUGUCAUACGGAAGUACAAACUGUCUGAUGAUGAGGUGAAAAAUAUUCCCAGGUUCCAGAAUUACUCUCCUGGAGAACCAAACAAUGUCCUUUUUGUGAAGAAUCUGUCACCAAGAGCUACUGAGGAAGACCUAGCCUCGUUAUUUGUUGGUUUCCAGACCCAGCCCUGCAGUAUUGUCUUCAAACUUCUCACUGGCAAGAUGAAGGGACAGGCCUUUGUCACUUUUCAAGACACAGAGACAGCCACUAAAGCCUUGGAUCUGGUCCAUGGUUAUAUGUUCAAGGAAAAACCAGUCAUCAUACAGUACGGCAAGAAACAACAAUAGCAAAUAAAUGCAUUGGAACCUUUUGGUUCAAAUCUUUAAUAAGGAAUCAACAAAUCUUAGUCUUUCAAAUUGUUAAAUCCAAAAAUUUAUUGUUAUAAAGUAUUUACAAAUGAUAAAUAAACUUUUUCACAAA